Cordyceps fumosorosea ARSEF 2679 is the source of this 504-nucleotide messenger RNA. RefSeq lists its product as hypothetical. The coding region runs from base 1 to 504 and encodes 167 amino acids. The transcript has 3 exons. Lineage: Eukaryota; Fungi; Ascomycota; Sordariomycetes; Hypocreales; Cordycipitaceae. The record is from RefSeq and is a predicted model, not a curated record.
AUGCAAAAAGUGAUACUUGCGGACUUCAUCCUGUCUCUCAGUGGUUUCAUGAACUCCAUGAACUUGCUACAUGGGCAGCGUACGUUCCUAAAACUCGUCGGCAGUGGACCAGAGAAUUCUUCUAUCUACUUCUUCUACUCUUUCUACUUCUUCUACUUCUUCUACUUCUUCUACUUCUUCUACUUCUUCUACUUCUUCUACUUCUUCUACUUCUUCUACUUCUUCUACUUCUUCUACUUCUUCUACUUCUUCUACUUCUUCUACUUCUUCUACUUCUUCUACUUCUUCUACUUCUUCUACUUCUUCUACUUCUUCUACUUCUUCUACUUCUUCUACUUCUUCUACUUCUUCUACUUCUUCUACUUCUUCUACUUCUUCUACUUCUUCUACUUCUUCUACUUCUUCUACUUCUUCUACUUCUUUAUUAGCUUCUUUCACGUCUUCUUCUUCUUUGACUCCUUUCCUAUUAGUUGCUGCUCAGUAUUCGACACCUACAAGCUUUAA